GGUUAUAGUGGUGGUAAUUUAAAGGAUGGAAGGAUACAAAGCAAUCUGUUUGGUGACUCUACUAGUUGCUCUUCUUUCAGAAGGGUCCCACUCUCAGUUGGAUGUGUGUGGUAUGCCUCUACUCAACACUAAGAUUGUGGGGGGUCAGACAGCCACUCCUGGAAGCUGGCCAUGGCAGGCCAGUCUACAAUCAUCCGGCAGACAUUUUUGUGGCGGCUCCCUCAUCAAUAAUCAAUGGGUGUUGACAGCUGCUCACUGCUUCAGCUCCAUCCACUCUAAUUUGCGGGUCAUCUUGGGCCUCCAGGACCUGCAAGGCUCCAACCCAAACUCAGUGAGCCUGAUGGUAUCUCAGAUCACCGUCCACCCCAACUACAGCAGCAGUACCAAUGACAACGACUUGUGCCUGCUGAAGCUGUCCUCCACAGUGACUUUUACCAGCUUUAUCCAGCCGAUCUGUUUAGCUGCACCAGCCAGCACCUUCUACACAGGAACUACUAGCUGGGUCACUGGCUGGGGCACUACUAGCAGUGGAGGGUCCGUCUCAAACACACUACAGGAAGUGUCUAUACCAGUAGUGGGGAACAGGCAGUGUAACUGUGGCUAUGGAGUUGGCACAAUCACUAACAACAUGAUCUGUGCCGGUCUGUCAGCUGGAGGAAAGGAUUCCUGUCAGGGGGACUCAGGAGGUGCGAUGGUGAGCAAACAGGCCGGUCGUUGGAUCCAGUCUGGUAUUGUGAGUUUUGGAGACGGCUGUGCCAAGCCAAAUGUCCCAGGAGUGUAUGCCAGAGUGUCCCAGUACCAGACCUGGAUCAACAGCAUGAUUAGCUCCAACCAGCCAGGCUUCGUCCCCUUCUGCUCCAGUGGGACUGACUCUGACCUCAGCUUCACCUGCUCUGGUCUUCCAGCCCCUACAACCUCCACCAGUGCCCCCUGUACUACCGUCACACCCACUCUACCUCCUGUGGUGUGUGGAUCCGCCCCAUUGAACUCGGCUGUUGGUGCUGGAACGUCAUUAGCGACAGCAGGCUUGUGGCCCUGGAUAGCCAGCCUGCAGAUAAAUGGCGUGCACGUCUGUGGGGGCACGUUAGUUGCGUCGGGUUCUGUCAUGAGCGACGCUAACUGCGUCUCCAGACAGCCCAAUGCCUCUCUGUGGACUGUGAUCCUGGGUCGUCUGGAUCAAAACGGCACCAACCCAAAUGAGGUGAAACUGAAUGUCAUCAACAUCACAAUGAGCAACUUGACGGGCAACAACGUGGCCAUUCUCCGACUGGCCAGCCAACCCACAUUAUCUAACUUCAUCCAGCCUAUCUGUCUGGAUCAGGGAACCAACACCUUCAGUGUAGGGACUAACUGCUGGGUGGCUGGCUGGGCCACAGGACAGGGUGGAGCUGGGCAAACUCUGCGACAGAUCCAGACCACUGUGGUGGAUUGUGGUAAUGUUUCAUCUACUGUCAACAUUUGCACAGGAACAGUGGCACUAGCAGAGGGGGAUGUGGGUGGUCCUCUGAUGUGUCAGGUGGGCAGCUCAUGGUACCAGGCUGCUGUGUUGACUCUUCCCAGCAGCAGCAACAACACUAUCAUUAACAGCUCUAACAGCUCUAGUAAUAACAGCUCUAGCACUAACAGCUCUAGCACUAACAGCCCUAGCACUUCCAACAACAAACGUCGGCGCCGCGAUGUCAGAGCAAAUUCCAUCGAAGUCUUCACCAAAACCUCCAACUUUAAGAGCUUCCUGUUAGCCACUCUGGGAUCUUUCCUAUCCCCUGCCACCACAAACAACACCAACACCACCGCUGGCGCCUCCCCAGCUGGCUCACCCUUCUCCCUCCUCAUACUGCUUAUCUCAAUAUCCUGUGUCCUCCUAUCAGGGUAGGAUUGCACUGGGGAACUCUGUGGCAAACCACUGACAAGUGUUUGUGGCAAACCACUGACAACUUCCAUCGAAUCAAAAGUGUAUUUUUCUAUUAAUCGAUCAAUUUCUGCCAGUGAUUGGCGGAGUGCGUCAACUACCAGUGUGAUUGUAAUGUUGAACUCAGGGAGGUUUAAUUAAGAGUUACUUAAAUUAUGAAUGUUUGCUUCCUUAGUCUUUACUACGUAAAAUCUGAUUAAUAAUAGAUAUUUUAUUUAAUGUUAUUUUGACAGGGAAUGAUACUGAGACCAAUGUUUUACAGAUGAGCCCUGUACAGUAGCUUAACUACAUAAUCUUGGAGUGCCAUGUCCGAUAUGCCCCACCCCUAUGCAACAUUUUAGACCCUGCAUUCAAGUAGUGGAGCCAAGGGGUGACAAGCAGUGCAGAGGGCAGAGUUCCCAAACAAUGUACAGUACAGGCCAAUCGUUUGGACACACCUUCUCAUUCAAUGCGUUUUCUUUAUUUUCAUGACUAUUU
Molecule: messenger RNA, 2386 nt
Organism: Esox lucius (northern pike)
Lineage: Eukaryota; Metazoa; Chordata; Actinopteri; Esociformes; Esocidae
Product: polyserase-2
Exons: 10
Coding region: 26-1873 (615 amino acids)
Biological process (GO): proteolysis
Molecular function (GO): serine-type endopeptidase activity
Source: RefSeq, a predicted model, not a curated record